AUGCUGUCGCAGACGGUGCGCGCCAAACACACCACACCAAUGAGUAGGGCAAGUAAAAUUACGCUGGCGCUGUGCACGGCGGCCAGCGCGGCCACGGUUGUCACGGUGCAUCUUGUGCAGGAGAUGGAGCGCGACGCGCUUAAGCAGGGGCCCAUCAAGGAUGCCCUACGCACUGCAGAGAAGCGCGCCGAGCGCGACGCCGACCCGGAGGCCGCUCGCAAGAAGAUGCUCAACGCUUCCGAGCACGAGCUUCAGCUAGAGCUGCGCCGGAAGUACGCAGCGAUGCAGCCUCUAUCUGGCGAGGUGGUGACGCAGGACGGCGACGUCGUCGAGCGCCGGUAG
Molecule: messenger RNA, 342 nt
Organism: Eremothecium gossypii ATCC 10895
Lineage: Eukaryota; Fungi; Ascomycota; Saccharomycetes; Saccharomycetales; Saccharomycetaceae
Gene: PET117
Product: Pet117p
Exons: 1
Coding region: 1-342 (113 amino acids)
Biological process (GO): mitochondrial respiratory chain complex IV assembly
Cellular component (GO): mitochondrion
Source: RefSeq, marked provisional